Molecule: messenger RNA, 1637 nt
Organism: Coturnix japonica (Japanese quail)
Lineage: Eukaryota; Metazoa; Chordata; Aves; Galliformes; Phasianidae
Gene: PRPS2
Product: phosphoribosyl pyrophosphate synthetase 2
Biological process (GO): ribonucleoside monophosphate biosynthetic process; purine nucleotide biosynthetic process; 5-phosphoribose 1-diphosphate biosynthetic process
Cellular component (GO): ribose phosphate diphosphokinase complex; cytoplasm
Molecular function (GO): magnesium ion binding; ribose phosphate diphosphokinase activity; ATP binding
Source: RefSeq, a predicted model, not a curated record
AAUCGCGUUCUCUUUCUGCCCCGCCUGCAGCACUGCCCGUUCGCUAUCAUUCCCCUUCCCCCUACGCCAUGCCGAACAUCGUGCUGUUCAGCGGCAGCUCCCACCACGAUCUGUCCCAGCGGGUGGCCGACCGCCUGGGGCUGGAGCUGGGCAAGGUGGUCACCAAGAAGUUCAGCAACCAGGAGACCAGUGUAGAGAUUGGCGAAAGUGUGAGGGGAGAAGAUGUGUAUAUUAUCCAGAGUGGCUGUGGAGAAAUAAAUGACAACUUAAUGGAACUGCUCAUCAUGAUCAAUGCUUGCAAGAUUGCAUCAUCCUCCAGAGUCACUGCAGUAAUUCCGUGUUUUCCAUAUGCCAGGCAAGAUAAGAAAGACAAGAAGGGAGCCGUGGAGCGUUGGAGUCGUGCUCCAAUCUCUGCAAAACUUGUGGCCAACAUGCUGUCAGUUGCAGGGGCUGACCACAUCAUCACCAUGGACCUGCAUGCUUCUCAGAUCCAGGGUUUCUUUGACAUUCCAGUAGAUAACCUGUACGCAGAACCUGCAGUGCUGCAGUGGAUUAAAGAAAACAUUUUGGAGUGGAAAAACUGUAUCAUAGUCUCACCUGAUGCAGGUGGUGCAAAAAGAGUUACUUCAAUUGCUGAUAGAUUGAAUGUGGAAUUUGCUCUCAUCCACAAGGAAAGAAAGAAGGCAAAUGAAGUAGACAGAAUGGUCUUGGUGGGAGAUGUGAAAGACAGAGUAGCCAUUCUUGUCGAUGAUAUGGCUGAUACAUGUGGCACAAUAUGUCACGCAGCAGACAAGUUAGUAUCUGCUGGAGCCACCAAAGUUUAUGCUAUUCUUACUCAUGGCAUCUUUUCUGGUCCUGCUAUUUCUCGGAUUAAUAAUGCAGCAUUUGAGGCUGUUGUGGUAACUAAUACAAUCCCCCAGGAGGAGAAAAUGAAACACUGCCCCAAAAUUCAGUUUAUUGACAUUUCCAUGAUCCUGGCUGAGGCCAUUCGAAGAACACACAAUGGUGAAUCUGUAUCUUACCUCUUCAGUCAUGUCCCCUUGUAACUGCAGGAGGUUACAUAACAGCUUUUCAAAGGUCCUGUCAACUAGCACUGUUGUUUUUAGCAAUACAUCUCAAACGCAAGAAAUUGGUAUACUUGUAAAAUUUUGGAGCUUGUAUGUUUAAUUAUUAUAUUUGUCUUGUAAUUAACAUUUUUUUUUGUUGUAAAUUGACAAUAAAUCCGACUUGCAGAAACUUUUUAUGGAUUCCCUGGAGAGUUUGGGAAAUUUCUGCGUUGUGCACGUUCUCUUUUAUGUACUUCUCUCUUUGUACUGAGCUGCUGCUUCAGAUCUUUUUAUAUAGAGAGCUACUGAAUGUUCACAGAACUCAAUGAAAUUUAUGCAGAAAACUUGUCUGUGUUAAGCUAAUUCGUGCAGGGUUGGACAUCUUGCAUUAAUCUUUCAGUCAAGCAGAUGUUGAUUUUUAACAGCCAUGGUAAGCUGCUAUUUUGUAAGCUGUAAGAGUUUAAACUUCCUUUUAAUUUUAAGGAACUGUUGACACAUCAUAUUAUUAACUGUUUCAUACACUUCAUGUUCCUUUUCCACACAAUAUAUGGUGUUGCCACUUUCACUGCAUUAAAUCAUUUUCUUAAUGUC